UACGGGGUUUCGCAAAUUGCCGUGUACACGGCGAGCCUCGAUACCGAUAAACCGAUAAUUCGAUUAUUUUCUUAUUAGAAUUACACAGUGCCAUAACAUACUACAUACACACACAGUCAGUCCUUUGCAAGCAAAAGUGAAAAAUAAAAAAUAACUUAAGUUAUAAAGUGUAUUUUGUGAAAUACAACGUAAAUGCAAUAAAUUAUCUGUUAACAGUGUGGUGUUCGUGGAAAAUAUGUGAAUAAUCUAAGUUUUCACUGAUAAAAAAGUCAAUCAAAGUUAUCAUGUACCCCUUAAAGGGAUGACAAAACGAAUUCGUUGUCAUUUUGUUACAGAAAAAGUUAGCUGCCCUCACACAAGAAAAAAGCAAGGGUGGGGUAAUGGGAAUGUUUAUCAUUGAUCAAACUCUUGUUGGAGUAGUAGUGUUAUAUUCUCAAGUGUUUCGUUUCACUAAAUAAACAAUAAGAAUUUCGUUCGAGCAGCAGCAGCAGCUAACCGACCGACCUUCCAGCAAGAGGCAGCGACAUCUCUGUUAAUGUUCCAAGACCUACGCAUUCAACAAAAUUCGAGAAUUUUCCGGCGAAAAAUGAAAAUCUACAAUUAAUUAACACAUUGUGUGGUUUUAUUAGCCCUUGGUGGCCAGAAGGCGACGACUGCGUUCAGAGGUCUUUCCCGGCAUCAAGGCAAACAACAGCAACUAAAGAUGUUUCGUUCAUCGGCUGGCGAAAAAACCCAAUCUCAGGUGACCACACCUGAUCUGGAUGACUCUAUUAGUUUUUCGGAUGAUGUCAAUCCCGAUGUUGAUGUGGACGUCGAUGUGGAUGUUGAAGCUGUCACCACCAAAAAGCCCCAUUUUUUAGACUACGACGCCAUUGCACCACCUGAAUUUAUCGAGCAAUUUGAUAGGGUAAUGAGUUUUAGCAAUGACAUCGCCCCUGCCUCACAGACCAUGACCAAUGGCUUUGUCAACAGUGGCAGUGGUGAACAAUUAAAGUUGGAUAAAAAAUUCGAAAAGGAUGGAGAGAUAAGUGAUUAUGAACUGGCAGCUAGCGGCUACACCAAGAAAGAGUUCACCCAAGAUGAUAAUACACUGAACAUCAAUUCGUUGACACAAAACUCUUCGGUUAGUGGACAGCCCCGCAAACACUUCCUAGAUGAAAAUCCCAUACCUCCCGACUAUAUGAUGAAUGAACAUCAGUUGCGUGAACAUCGUAGUUUAGAUCGUAAUUUCGAGAGGCACAAUGAGCAACGAUCUGCCUUGGAUUUACACUCCAAUCUGCCAGGUUUUAGAUCUUCCCGCGAACGAUUUAAAGACUUACCAGCUUGUGCAAGGCUACCCAAAGGCUCCGCUUGGACGCAGAGUUUUGAUAGUCGCUAUGAGGGAAAUUUGGCCUCAAACAAAUUGGAUGCCUUUGGACCAAAGGUUGAAUGUGUCUACUCCCUAUUGUCCAUGCUGGGUUCUAAUGACCCCUUGGAAAUGUCCAAGAAAUUCCAUGAGCUUUCCAAAACACCCGAAACUUGCAACACUCUAAGACGGUCGGGCUGUAUACCUCUGCUGGUGCAAAUUAUCCAUGCCGAUGGAGGUCCCGACGAGCCCAGAAAAUGGGCUGGCAUGGCCCUACACAAUGUCGUUCACUGCCACCCGGAUGAAAAAUCAGGCAGGCGGGAGGCAAAGGUUUUACGUUUGCUGGAUCAAAUUAUGGACUACUGCAAUUUUUUGCGUACCCUGCUACAAAGUGGAGGAGAAGCCAUUGCCGAUGAUGCUGAUCGUCAUCCCUUGGCCGCCAUGUCUUCUUUGAUGAAGGUCAGCUUCGAUGAGGAACAUCGUCAUGCCAUGUGUGAAUUGGGCGCCCUGCAGGCGAUACCCAGUUUAGUGCAUUUGGAUCAUGCCGUGCAUGGUCCAAAACCGGAAAAUCAAUGUUGCAAUUCCUUGCGGAGAUUCGCUCUGAUGGCUUUAACAAACUUGACGUUUGGUGAUGAAAAUAACAAAGCUUUGCUUUGCAGCCAAAAAUUGUUUAUGGAAGCGCUGGUCGCCCAAUUGGAUUCGGCUCCCGAUGAUUUGUUACAGGUGACAGCAAGCGUGCUGCGCAAUCUCUCUUGGAGAGCCGAUGCCCAAAUGAAGUCAGUACUGAAUGAAAUAGGCACCGUCACCGCUUUGGCCAAGGCUGCAAUGAAGAACAAAUGUGAAAAUACCCUAAAGGCCAUAUUGUCCGCCCUGUGGAACCUAUCCGCCCAUUGUAGUACCAAUAAGGCGGAAUUCUGUGCUGUUGAGGGUGCGCUUUCGUUCAUUGUACGCAUGCUUACCUAUGAGGGUCCCAGCAAAACUCUGAAGAUUAUAGAAAACGCUGGAGGUAUAUUGAGAAACGUCUCCUCGCACAUAGCGGUGCGGGAAGAUUAUCGUCAAAUUCUAAGGGAACAUAAUUGCCUAUCGAUUUUGUUGCAGCAGCUCAAAUCGGAAAGUUUGACUGUGGUCAGCAACUCAUGUGGCACUCUGUGGAAUCUUUCAGCUCGCUGUCCCGAAGAUCAACGUUUCCUUUGGGACAAUGGUGCCGUGCCCAUGCUUAGAUCUCUGAUACACUCUAAACAUGCCAUGAUUUCUGAGGGCAGUGCGUGUGCUUUGAAAAAUCUAUUAAAUUUUCGUCCGUCGGCCCAAAAUACCAACCACUUGGACCCCAUUGCCAGAUCGUUGAAUUUGAAAAAGCUACCCACCCUCAAUGUUAGAAAGCAAAAGGCCCUGGAACAAGAAUUGGGGGCAGCUGCCAAGAAACACAGUGAGACGUGUGAUAACUUAGAUACAGUUAAUCCCAAAGAUAGGCCGACUUAUGAUGCCACCGCCACCACCUCCAGUACAACAGUGCUGCCGAGACAUCGCUUCCCUUUGCAUGCAGGUGCUCUGGGGUCCAUGGUUAUGGCUGGAGCUGCUUCAGGAUCUGGUCGUUUGACGCGUUCUGCCAUGUUAACGAAGAGUGAGAGUCGCGACUCGGUUUUCUCCGCCAAAUCGGAUGGUGUUAUCUAUGAUCAGAUAAUGCGAUCGCAUUCUGCCUCUGAUGCCAAUCGCAAGUUACAGCACAACUCUCGACCCUCGGCAGCACCGGCGACGACAGCCUACAAUUUACAGCGAGAUGUAGAGCCUGCCGAAGAACAGCCCAUAGAUUAUGCCCAAAAGUAUACGGAACACAUAAGCAAACACAACGACUCCAGGGUUGUCGAUGCCGAAAAUGGAUCCGCAACCUAUCAAGAAACCGAUUUAGACCAACCCACAGAUUUCAGUUUGCGUUAUGCUGAAAAUCAAUUGGAAUCCGAUAUAGAUCUGUCCCCACCCACAGGCAAUGCCGAAGAGGGCAGAAAUCUCGAGCAAGGCGGUGCCACAGCUAAAGCGCAACAAACCUCAUCUAGGCCCCCUGCUAAUCAACCCGAGGGUAGUGAAAUCUUGCUUAUCUUGGAAGACAGCGUCAAGUGUUAUCAAACUGAGGACACUCCCUAUGUUAUAUCUAAUGCCGCCUCUGUCACAGAUUUAAGAUCCGUACAAACUUCGGGAAAGAAUGAAGAAAGUGAUUUACCCACAGGCAUGGAUAACUCAGAAACCACUUCAUCAGCAGGAGCAGUGGCUCAGCAGCCAUCGAGAAAAUUCAAUAGACCUCAAGCGCAUCAGCAUCACCACCAGCACCACUCAUCGAAUCCUUAUGGAUCAGGUUCAUAUACCCCCGAGAAACCAGUAAAUUACUGUGAAGAAGGUACCCCCGGUUACUUUAGUCGCUAUGAAUCUUUGAGUAGCUUGGAUGAGUCACCACCCCAGCCCGAGCAUACACCCAAAGAGUUGCAAAGAUCAGCGAACAAGGCUCGAGAAGAAAAUAUGCCAGCUGAGCUAAAAGCGGAGAACAGUGUGGCAGAGAAAAGAGAUUCUCCACCAGAGGCACAAGCCACCACAUCGCAAGCACAACAACCUCAAAUAAAUUCAGCCUUGGAAACUCCUCUUAUGUUUUCAAGGCGCUCCUCCAUGGAUUCUUUGGCCGAGGAAGAUGUUGGUCCUUUGGAUGACAAAAGUUCUGUGGUUAGUGAUUUUAGUCGUUUAGCUAGUGGGGUUAUUUCCCCCUCGGAAAUACCCGACUCUCCCACACAGAGCAUGCCCCAGAGUCCGAGACGUAAUUCAAACAUUGGCAGCGGCCAGGCACAAUGCUUCUCGGGGUCGGCAGUAUCGCCCAACAUUCAGAGAGCACAACAAAGCCGAGCGGGUGACACAGGGAAACGCUGCUUACGCAGUGUAUUCGAGGAUGACAUCAGCACGUUUCAUGUAGAAAAUACUCCCGCACAGUUUUCCACAGCCACCAGUUUAAGCAAUCUCUCCAUGAUGGACGAAGAGGCAUCCUCCACCAAUCAAUCGCCGCCACAGCCCACUGCUGUUACCACAGCCAAUACCAUAUCCGAAGGUGAGGAGGAGGAAGAAGAUGGAAAUGCUAACAAUAAUGAUGACUUACUAUUGGCCUCAUGCAUAAAUAUGGGCAUGAAUCGAGCGGCCGCCCCCUCAAUGUAUUCCCAGGGUAAUGACAAUGGUUCAUCGAUUAAUAAUGGGGUCGGAGCCAUGGGUAUGACUCAAGAUGAACCUAAACAAUACUACACCGAAGAUACACCAGCUCUACUUUCGAAAGUGGGAAGCAACACAAAUCUCUCAGCCAUAUCUUUGGGUUCCAGCACAAAUGAUCCCAAGGAUGAUACGGUCUAUGAGGCAACAGUGGGAAAUGCAAAUUCACGCUCCCACAAUCAACACCACCAUCAAGCUAUCAAUAGACGUUCGCUAAACUUGUCCGAUGAUAUGUCUUCAAAUGCCUCCGAGAGUGGAGCAGGUGGUAUAGACAUACUUCAACAGUGUAUAAGGGAGGGCAUGCAAAAGUCCACCUCGGCCAAAGAGAAGCCCAAAAUGCCAACCCAACACUCAAUUCCCGCCGCUGGCAGUGCACAAAUUGCUGCAAAUCACUUGGAUCCCAUAGCAAUGUUGCGGCGUGGAGGCAAUGUGCUGCCACCCUAUGUGACGGGUAAUGAUGAAAUGAGCAAAUAUCGUGUUGAAGACAGUCCCUGCAAUUUCUCCGUAAUGUCUGGGUUGUCCAACCUCACAGUGGGCUCCAGUCUGGUGGGCCCGGCAGUUAUCUUACAGGGGAAUUCUGGUGCAGUCUCAUCUAUAAACGAUAAUUCUGUUCCUCCUGGUAUGAGGGUUGCUUCGAAUUUUCCUCUGCGCGACAAUAAAUCAUCAAUGUUAGGCGCAGUAGUAGAGGAUGCUCGCAGCAGAGAACCCCAGUGGCAAGACGAUUCACUAAGCUCGCUGUCCAUUGAAUCGGAAGACGAUACCAAUUUGUUAAGUCAGGCUAUUGCCGCUGGCUGCAAUAGGCCAAAAUCAAAUUUGGGUUUUACUACAAAUUUGACUUCGACUGGCAACCACAAGACCACUUCCCUAUCAUCCUCUCAACCGAUACCCAUUAAUGCAGCUACCUCAGCAUCCUCUCUGACAUCCCAAUCGACUUCGAGGAAUUUCGAUAAGCCCCAUCAACAGGUGCACCACCAACAACAAGAAAUUCCCAAGCAUCAUUAUGGUCCCAUACAGGCUGGCAACGAGUCGUACAGUUCAGUGGAUUCCAGCGAUUCCAAUGACAACCAAUCGAAAUCCUUAUUCGAAUUGUGUAUUUUGACGGGAAUGCAUAAAAAUCAUCGCGACACCAACAUGGGAGGUGGCAGCAGCUCAUCUUCUCGCAAACACACACGCAGUGCCCACUCUCAUAGAUCUCACAAGGCAAGUGGACCAGCAGAACAGAUUACCACCCAAUCAAAUCCAAAUUUAAAACAACAAUUUGAUUCUUUACCCAUGCAUGGCAAGCAAUUGACACCAAAUCGUCAUGUAAGGGAGAGAGAUCGAAGAGAUGAGAAGCUUCUGAUGGAGUGCAUAAAUACUGGGAUAAUGAAAAAGAUUGGAGAAUCGCAUAAACAACCAACGUCUCCUUCGCUAUUGACACGUGAAGCUUUAGUUUUGCAUAAUAACCAGCCAAAAAACGGGCAGGCUACGUCUGCAGCUGCUCCAAUGGAAGAAAUAAUUCGCCCUCAAAGUGCCAAAUACAUGGACAAUUCCAAUUCGUCCACUACAACAAUGGUCAGCAACAGCAGCAGCACCAACACCACCACCAUCAUCACAGCAGCUCCAGACGUAGAGAAGAAAGACAACAUCAACAUGCAUCCUCACACCACAGUGCCAGAGAAUUUGAAUCCCCAACAUCGGCAACAGCAACAGAAAAUCAACACCAACAUCAGUCCCGAAGACGACACAAACGGUCAAAGAAAUCUUUGCAACUCAAUGCUGCAAGCGCACAAGCCGUCGAAUCAAGCUCAGCAACAAGACGCAAAUCCUCAAAAUCCCGAGAGCGAUCCAGAGAUAAUGAACGGUAUUGGGUGUAAGUUAACAGCGGCAGCAUCAUCGGAGCAGGAGGAAGAAAUGCACAACUGCACUCAGAGUGACGAAUCUAAUCAAUCAUUUAUUAUGGAAACCACAGUUUUCUUAGAGACAAAGAUUGCAGCCGAUCUAAACGAUACUCUGGAUAAGGGAGGUGCCGCCGAGAAACAUAAAGAUCCCGAUCUUAUGUUGAAAUCUGUUGAAAGGCUCACACUGGAGUUUGUCUCUUCUGCGGAACAAUUAAGAACCAAUAGCUCUUCGGCUCCCGUGGCACACACCACACACCAGCAUACGGCUUUUGUUAAUGCGACUCUAACUGCCAGCGACAGUGGCGGCGAUUGUACAACCACCACCAAUUCCAUAUCCAUUGAUACUUGGGAUGAAGACACUUGUCCCAAUGAUGUUAGUUUUCCUAGCGUCAGUGUUUCUGCACCCAAGGUCAUGUCGAUCACCUUCGAUGAAGAUGACGAAGAUCAGGCAACCACUGCCGACUACAAAGAACUGAAUGACUUUGCUGAGAAUACACCCAACAUAGAAGAGUUACCAGCUCCCGAUUUAUCUUUGGAUUUUGAUAACAUUGGUGUCAUAAGUCAAAAUGGUUACAAUUACGACUCACAGCCAUCCUCUAUGGAUUGUGCAACCGAGACAGAGAAAACUUUAAUAAAUGGUGCUGCUCCACAUGCAUUUUCAAGCAUCGGUGAGGAUAAUCAGCAGAAUAAACAGACAGAGAAUGAGCAACAGGAAAGUUCCCAUGGUCUACACUUUAAGCUGGGGGGUAUAGUACAAACUGCAGCUGCCACAUCAUCGCUGUUCUUCAAUUCAAACUCCAUGACAAAUUCAGCCUUUAUAGCCCAGGAGGCCAGAAAGCUGGCCAAUAAUCUACAUGCCCCGACUGACACUGAUGGCGAAGAGGAAUUGACUUUUAGCAUCAACAGCUUAGACUUGGACAAUAUACGCCCUCCAUCUGGUAUGGAUUCUUUGAACAUUUCAGGCUAUUAUCAGGACUCGACACAGCCAAAUUCUUUGCAAAAUUCUCCUCAAAUGCAUUUCAAAUCCCCCAAGUUUCCCCGCAAAACUUUGCCCGCUGGUUUGGUAGCACGCAGGGCUUUGGGUCACAUGCCUCCCCAUCUCACCGGAAGUGUGGAGUCCAUCAAUUCCUCUUGUAAUUUGCUAUUGGACAAUAUCAAACCGCCCAGUCUGAUGGAUGAACUUUUGGACUCCAUGAUAAGUGUAUCGAGCAUACAAUCGGAGAUUGCCGAUGAUUGUGCCAGCCUGGCUACCACAGUGACGGUGUCAAAUUAUGAAACGGCCUCGGCGGGAGCCGAUGAUGGCGGUGAUGGCACCGUCACUUUGCAAAGCUGCAGUGAGGAUCAUUUGCCCAAAGAUGAUGAUUGUACAUUUAAUGAUGGAACCAUUACACCCUUACCCUCGGACUACGAUUUCAGUUCAGCUGAGAGUACACCAAAGAAAACCUAUUCAGCUGGCAUGAGAAAUUUAACGCCCAAACAAAAACGUCAGCUGGUACAAGAUCGCUACAAGACCUAUACCAUAGAUGCGGACAUGAGCGAAGAGCUGAGGAGAAAAAUCGAAGAGGCCCAACAGGAUGAAAUGUUACAAAUUGAAAUUACCACAAACUAUGAAACAAUGACCUUGAAUGCCGAUGGUGAACUAAACCAGGAAUCCGAUGUGCAAAAUACGCCGCGCAGUCGCAGAAGAUCUAGUCAGGAGCGUUAUAGAACCCAAACAAUAAACUAUUCCGAUCUACAGGCAAAUCUAAACCAAUUGAAUAGUGCAGAAUGCCAAAUGGAGCAGAGCGACAACUCCGUAUGCUCUCUACAGACGAUGACACAAAACUUUAAGUUCAUCAACACAUCGGGCGGCAAUAAUUCCAAACUAGAUCAAGAUCUGACCAGCUUGGAAUAUGAUCAAAAUUCCGAAACGGAAUCUUGCCACAAUUUCGAUUCGAAACAACCAACUCUAACCGACUGCGAAGAGGAACAUGAAUUGGAAGAGGCAGAAGCGGAAAUGGAACGAAACUCCGAAGUUGUUAGGCCGAGAAUUGUAAAACCCGGCGAAGGGGGAGGUGUAAACACAUUAGUCCCUGACGAAGAACAAGAACAGCAGUCAUCGCCUGUUAAGGCCAUAAGAGGUGGUAAAAAGCCUCAAUACAUUUCGCCCUACAGCAUAAAAUACCAAAAGGCCAACAAUGAAUCACCGACAAAAUCAGCCUCCAAAGCUUCAACUGCGACAGCAAAUAAAACAAAUUUCUUAAGAAAACCCACAGCGGCCGCUGGAGCAAAUACAAAAUUGGCCCAGAAGAAAACGAUUAAGGAUACUGCUGCAAGUUGCGCAGCAGAAUCUAAGCCGCAACCACCGGCAGUUUUAGAACGCCAAGGAACAUUUGUAAAAGACGAACCUUCGCUGGAUGCCUCCACUGUACCAGUUGUUGAGACAAGUCCAAAGAAGUCGAAACUAUCGAAAUUACCCAUGAAAAGGCAACUCUCAGCCAUCUCACCCAGCAAUACAUCACCUCAGAAGACAGCGAACACACGCAAAUUGCCUAUAUCCUCAACAUCCUCAGGGUUGGGAAAUGCAACUAAACGGAAUUUUGUGAACGGAUCAAUUAGCAAGCCCCAAAGAGCCAAUAGCAAUGUCAACAUUAGAGUGACAACAAAUGCGGCACGCAUUGCAGUACUAUCGUCCAGAGUUUCCACCACUACACCGCCCUCACGCAGUAAUUCAACAUUGAAUUCUGCCAAUGCUGCUGUCACAGCCGCUCAAAAUGCUGCCGCCAAAAUUAAUCAGGCCCAGUCGCGUAUAGCUGGUAUAUGGCGCAAAGUAGAUGAGGUGAAAAACAAGCAACAACAGCAGCAAUCAAAAGUCACCAAAGGAUCUCAGUUAAGUGGCAAGACAACAGCGGCUGCAGCAGCAACGCACCGUCAGCCCGGUAAACUUGUGCGCAGCACCACAUUUGACAACUCACCGCCAUUGGAGAUAAUUAAACCCACAAAAUCCGGUGCGGGAGUAACAACCACUAAAAUUGCAAUGGCACAAAAGCAGAUUUUGACCAGCAGAAAAUAAAGCAUUGAAAAUUUAAAAAAAUUAUCCACACUAUAGAGGAUACAUGGUUUUCAACUUGGGAUGCUACAGAAUUGAGGAAUGAAUCCAUACAUAUUUAAAUUUAGCAAUCUUGGCCAAUAUCUAUAAAGGUUUCUGCUAAAUAACAUGGGCAACCAAUUAACUAAAACAUAAAAAAAAAACACAUAUAUCUUCCCAAUUAAAAAAAAAAAACUACAUACAAAAAAAUAUUUAUGCAUUUUAUAACAAACAAAAAUUAAAUGCAUUCAAGAGAAACUGAGUGUGGUAGUGAAAUAUCUAAAUAUCCAUAUUUAUACAACGCACAUUUUAUUAUACAAACAUAUAUCGAAUGAAAAUGAAUGGCAACAACAAACCAACCAAACAAAACUCAUAACAGAAGACUUGGAAUUUUUGACUACUUUGACAAAUUAUUGAGAUCUAGCAACUACAAAAGAAAAACGUUAAGACGAUGAGGGUACUCUAGGGUAGAAACUAUGAAACUUUUAAAAUAAUAUAAACACACUCUUACACAUGCAUACAUAUUGAGAUAUAUAGAUAUAUUGUCAAAAAUCAAAAUAUGUUUAACCAUACAUCAUGAACUCCACUUGGCCCUAAAGGUAUUUUUUCCAAAUGUUUUUAUUUGUAGUUGAUAAUGGAAAAAAAGCAAAAGAAAAGCUAAAAUCAAAUUUGAUUAGAAAAAAAUCCUAGUAAAAAGAAUCCUAAAUGUUUUUCAUAAAAAAACACACACACACACAAUUUAGUAGUAUUAACAAACAAAAGCAAAAUGUAGCAUAUGUAGAGUACUAAAACCCUCACUAUUUCCCUUAAUACGCACCCCCACACACUUAUUAUUCCACCAACUAUAAACGCGUUUGAGGGAAAAAUAGAUAAAACAAAACACAUACAUACACACUCACACACAUGAAGAUUAUUAUAUAUCUAACUAAAGUCACAUAGAGAGAGAGAGAGAGAUAUUUCUUUGAAACUUCAGCCAAAUGUAUUUAACAUUUAAUUAUAAAUUUUAUGAUUAUUAUUAUUAAAAUUAUGAUUACUGAACUACUUAAAUAUUACAAACAAACAAACAAAAACACAGUAAUAAACGAAUGAUUUAUAAUCAUAUAUAUAUGCUUAGACAUUACUAGUUUAGUAUUACUUUCGUAAGAGUUUCACUUUUUUAUUCAUUACCUUUAUGAUUAUAUUUUUAUCCCUGCUAAUUUGAUUUUUGAUUCCUGUUGAUGAUUUUCUUAUGCCAAAAAUUUCGCACAUUUUAUUUAUCUCAUUUAAUUUAAACGUGUUCGACAUUGUUUUUAUUUAUUUCGCAAGAAGAAAAACGUUACUUAUCUCAUAUAUGUUUUUUUUUUUUUGAAAAAUCAUCGUUUUUUUAUUUUUUUUGUUCAUUCUCAUGUUAAAAUUCAUAUUUAAUCAUUUAAAACAAUUAAGGAAAAUGUAAUUAAACCAUUAAUAUCCUUGGUAAAAUAAAUACAGAAUAUUUUAUUAAAUAAUUACACAUAUAAAUAGU
Stomoxys calcitrans (stable fly) is the source of this 11027-nucleotide messenger RNA. RefSeq lists its product as uncharacterized. Gene Ontology annotation, cellular component: beta-catenin destruction complex; catenin complex; cytoplasmic microtubule. Lineage: Eukaryota; Metazoa; Arthropoda; Insecta; Diptera; Muscidae. The transcript is spliced from 5 exons. The record is from RefSeq and is a predicted model, not a curated record. The coding region runs from base 704 to 9511 and encodes 2935 amino acids. Gene Ontology annotation, biological process: pattern specification process; cell fate specification; cell migration. Gene Ontology annotation, molecular function: gamma-catenin binding; beta-catenin binding; microtubule binding.